This is a messenger RNA of Polyodon spathula (Mississippi paddlefish), 918 nucleotides long. RefSeq names its product vegetative cell wall protein gp1-like. The transcript has 4 exons. The record is from RefSeq and is a predicted model, not a curated record. Lineage: Eukaryota; Metazoa; Chordata; Actinopteri; Acipenseriformes; Polyodontidae. The coding region runs from base 1 to 918 and encodes 305 amino acids.
AUGGAGCCCGUCGGGGUGCGUCCUCCAGCCCCACACUCCCUCGUACCCCAGCCGGACUACCAACCCCAGCCUCAACAGUCCCAGGCUCCGGGGUGCGACCUCAGCCCCUCACGGGUCCAGUGCCAGCCCCACAAGUGGGUGGGGUGCUCAGCCCCACGUGGGGUUCAUCCCCAUGGUCGUAACGCUCCCUCACCCGAGCCCCACUGGGUUCAACCCCACGUCCCCCCAGCCCCCACGCGGCCCUCGGGAUGCCAGGAGUCUCCCAGCGCCCUGUCCCCCGAGGGAGCUCCCUCACGCCACCCUCCAGCCCCAACACACACGUCCCCCAGCCCUACACUGGGGGUCCCCAGUCCCAACCCCACCCCACGCUCCCUCACCCCAGCCCCACGUUGUUGCCCAAGGUCCCCACACUACCUCACCCCAGUCCCAACCACUGGGUCCACCCCACGCCCCAGCUGGGUGUCAUGGUUGGGGUCCCCCAUGAGUGCCCCCACCCCACGUGCCCCAGCCCCAGCAACGCCAUCCUGGUCCCCACCCCAGUUCCUCAGUGCCUCAGCGGGUGCCACAACCACGUCCCUCCCCCAGGCCCACACACUCCCUCACCCCAAGUCCCGGCCCGAGAUUGAGGUGGGGGUCCCCCUGACGUCCCCAGCCAACAACCAGCACGUCCCCCCAGCCCCAACACCUACCUCACCCCAGCCCCAACCCCACACUGUCCCAGGCCCGACGUCCCCGCAGCCCCACGCUCCCUCACCCAAGCCCCACGUGUCCCCCCAGCCCCACACUACCCUCCCCCCAGCCCCCAACCCCACACACUACCUCACCCUGAACCCCAACCCCACGUCCCCCCAGGGAGGACACUCCCGUCACCCCAGCCCGAGCCCCAUCCCCACGGGGGUGCAGUGGGGUCGGGGUUGA